Messenger RNA from Pseudoliparis swirei, 5418 nucleotides. RefSeq names its product ATP-binding cassette, sub-family C (CFTR/MRP), member 2 (gene abcc2). Lineage: Eukaryota; Metazoa; Chordata; Actinopteri; Perciformes; Liparidae. The record is from RefSeq and is a predicted model, not a curated record. The transcript is spliced from 32 exons. Gene Ontology annotation, molecular function: ATP hydrolysis activity; ABC-type transporter activity; ATP binding. Gene Ontology annotation, biological process: transmembrane transport. Gene Ontology annotation, cellular component: apical plasma membrane. Bases 377 to 5071 code for a protein of 1564 amino acids.
GUGGGCUGGUCGAGGAAGGAGUUUUUGAAUGACUGAUAACAGUUUUUGAGUUCUCCCAUCGGGACAACUGCAUGUGCGUGUGCCUCUUCCAGACAUUGAACCAGUACUGGCAGAGGAAAACCCCGAAGAUCUGCCUCAACAGGAAGAAAUUAAGACGCAAGUUAGGCAUCAACCCAUCUGCUCUUUGAAUUAAUCCAGCACUUCUUUUCCCUGCACGUUGGUUUCUGUUUAAAAGCCUCAUGGCUCAAAGUCCCACAGAGUCACGUCCUGUAAUUGUCUGCGGCGUUUGAGCCGAGCUCAGCAGCAGUGCGGCAGAGGGUCAGAGGCGUCUGAUUGUCUAGUCAUCUGAAGGCGACCGAAGCCGCUAGUGUGGACCAUGUGUGCUGCCGCUCUGGAGGAAUACUGUGGGUCCAUCUUUUGGAAUACUUCAUAUCUGAAUAGAGAAGACCCCGACCUGCCAGUAUGUUUCGAGCAGACGGUGCUGGUCUGGAUCCCCCUGGGGUUCCUGUGGCUCUGUGCCCCACGACACUUGGUGUCCCUCUGCAGGAGGACACAAGUGAGCACUAAACACCUGUCAAGACGCUACAUCUUCAAACAGCUUGUGGUGUGUCUGUUGUUUCUGACGGCCAUAGCAGCCCUGGGAGUCACAUUAGGAGAGGAUUAUGGUCCAAGCAGAGUUUCACCAGGGAAAAAUCCUGGUGUGUUUUACGCAAACCCAGUCCUGUAUGCUGUCACAUGGAUCCUUCUGCUGUUGUGUCAGGAAGGAGUGAGGCGGAGGGAAGGAUCAGUAGACUCGGCCACUCUCUUCCUCUUCUGGUUUUUCCUCGUUGUGUGCGACAUCUUCCCUUUCCAGACACUCCUACGAGAGGCACUCAGGCUGGGAGAAAUCAGUGAUGUACCACGUUUCUGUGUUUUCUACAUUUCUUUUGGCUUGGAACUGAUUGCCCUUCUUCUCUCUGCUGUGGCUGAUGUUCCUCCCGAAGCCGAGGAGCGUGUAAAAAAGAAUCCUGAGGUGGGUGCAGCAUUUUUGAGCAGAAUCACUUUCAACUGGUUUAGCAGUAUGGUGGUGAAAGGGUACAAGCGGCCCCUGGUUCAGGCGGACAUGUGGGAACUGAACGACACAGAAAGCACUGCUGACAUCAACCAGAGCUUUCAGUAUUUCAUGAAGUCAGAGUUGGGUGCUGCUCGGGUCCGGUUGCAAAACAAGUUGAAAAGAAAACCGGACAAGAGCAGAAACAAAGUCAAAGACGAGGCCUUUCAAAAUGGUCUGGGGAAAGGCGUCAGUCUGGAUGAGUUGAUGGAGGACAGGGGAAAGAAAGGAGAUGAAAAGAAGAAGAAAAAUGACAAAAAGAAGGAAGAAAAUGACUAUCCCAAUUCAUGGCUGAUUACCACCAUUUACAAAACCUUUAAAGGGUUGCUGUAUGAAUCUGCCUUCUUCAAACUUCUGCAGGAUCUGCUGUCUUUUGUCAGUCCCCAACUCCUAAAAUUGAUGAUCUCAUUCACUCAGGACACUUCCAGGUACACCUGGGAAGGGUAUAUGUAUGCGGUGCUGCUGCUAUUGGUGGCAAUCUUGCAGUCUCUAUUGCUGCAGCAGUACUUCCAGCGUUGCUUUGUGCUCGGGAUGAAGGUCCGCACUGCCAUCACGGCUGCUGUGUACAAAAAGGCAUUGGUGGUGUCUAAUGACACUCGUAAAGAGACUACCGUUGGGGAAACAGUGAACCUGAUGUCUGCGGACGCUCAGCGCUUCAACGAUGUGACCAACUUCAUCCACCUGCUGUGGUCCUGCCCUCUGCAGAUUGUGCUGUCCAUUGUUUUCUUGUGGUUUGAGUUAGGACCUUCUGUGCUGGCCGGACUGGCCGUCAUUGUGCUGUUAGGGCCGAUCAAUGGGCUUCUAGCAACCAAAGCCAGAACAAUCCAGAUAGAGAACAUGAAGUUCAAAGACAAGCGACUGAAGAUAAUGAAUGACAUACUAAAUGGAAUCAAGAUUCUGAAGCUCUAUGCAUGGGAGCCAUCCUUCCAGGCACAGGUUGAAGGCAUUAGGGGGGACGAACUCGUUGUCAUGAGGAAGUUUGCCUACUUGACGUCUGUUUCCACCUUCAUCUUCAGCUGUGCUCCGGCUCUGGUUUCUCUGGCCACAUUUGCAGUGUUUGUCGGGGUGAGCCCAGACAACGUGUUGACUGCUGAGAAGGCUUUCACUUCCAUCGCGCUGUUCAACAUUCUUCGAUUUCCCCUGGCCAUGCUGCCAAUGCUCAUCGCUGCUAUUGUGCAAACGACAGUGUCGAGGAACCGCCUGGAGAAGUUUCUGGGAGGGGAAGACCUUGAAAGUGACAUUGUGCGCCAUGACCCAAGUUUCAACUCUGCUAUCAGCAUAUGUGAUGGUUCCUUUGCUUGGGAAAGAGAAGGGAAGCCUCUGCUGAAAAACGUGUCCUUGGAUAUUAAGCCUGGUCAUUUGGUCGCAGUAGUGGGAGCUGUGGGCUCCGGAAAGUCCUCUCUCAUGUCAGCCCUCCUGGGAGAGAUGUACAGCACCAAAGGAUUUAUCAACAUUCAGGGUUCCCUUGCCUUUGUUCCACAACAAGCCUGGAUCCAAAAUGCCACUCUGAGGGACAACAUCCUGUUUGGCUGUUCCCACGAGGACAGGAGGUUCCAGGGGGUGAUUGAGGCCUGCGCCUUGGGACCUGACCUGGAGCUGCUACCCGGCAGGGACCUCACUGAGAUUGGAGAGAAAGGCAUCAACCUCUCAGGGGGCCAGAAGCAACGUGUGAGCUUGGCCCGGGCAGCUUACAGUCAGGCUGACAUUUAUUUAUUAGAUGACCCCUUGUCUGCUGUGGACUCUCAUGUCGGAAAACAUCUCUUUGAUAAAGUCAUUGGACCCAAUGGAUUACUGAAAGACAAGACUCGGAUCCUGGUGACUCAUGGAGUGAGCUUCCUGCCAUAUGUAGAUGAAAUAAUCGUCUUAGUGGAUGGAGUUGUUUCUGAGGUUGGAUCCUACAACAGCCUUCGUGCCAGCAGGGGAGCUUUUUCUGAAUUUCUAGACACAUAUGCCAAGGAGCAAAGCAAUCGGACUCAUUCAGAGUCAGAUUGUUAUCAGGACGCUGCAGACGUGGAGGUCAUACCGGAAAGAGAGGACACUCUCCCCGACUCUCCUUUGGAGGACACCGUUUCUGUUACACUUAAGAGAGAAGACAGCAUCCGCCGCAGCCAGCGCAACGGCAGUGUCAGACUAAGAAAGAAAAGCUCCAUAAAAAGAUCCGACAAUGUCAACGAUAUUAAGAAAGGCCAGAGGCUGAUCGAGAAUGAAACUAUGGAAACAGGAAACGUGAAGUUUUCAGUGUACCUCGAGUACCUGCGUGCCAUGGGCUGGGGAUACACUGCCAUGGUCUUCCUGGUUUACUUCAUCCAGAACGUUGCUUUCAUCGGUCAGAACCUGUGGUUGAGUGACUGGACCAAUGAUGCUGUGGAUUACUACAACAUCACAUACCCUAACUGGAAGAGGGACACCAGAGUGGCAGUGUUUGGCGUUCUGGGACUGGCUCAGGGCGUCUUUGUGUUUAUCGGUACACUUCUACUGGCCAAUGCUUCGGUCGAUGCGUCACGUAUUCUGCAUUCAAGGCUACUCAACAACAUGCUUCGAGUUCCCAUGAUAUUCUUUGACACCACGCCCAUUGGAAGAGUGAUCAACCGCUUUGCAAAGGACAUUUUCACAGUGGAUGAAGCCAUUCCACUGUCCUUCCGCUCCUGGCUCCUGUGUCUGCUGGGCGUGCUGGGGACACUGUUUGUAAUCUGUCUGGCCACUCCUUUCUUCACCAUCAUCAUUAUCCCUCUGGCCGUGGUCUACUACUUUGUUCAGCGCUUCUAUGUGGCAACUUCAAGGCAGUUGCGUCGGCUGGACUCAGUGUCUCGUUCUCCUAUAUUCUCACACUUUAGUGAGACAGUGUCGGGGCUGUCAGUGAUAAGAGCCUACGGCCAUCAGGACAGGUUUCUGAAACACAAUGAAACAACUCUUGAUGAAAACCUCAAAAGCCUCUACCCAUGGAUAGUGUCCAACAGAUGGCUGGCCAUCCGUCUGGAGUUCCUUGGAAACCUGGUGGUGUUUUUUGCUGCUCUGUUUGCCGUCAUUUCUAGGAAGACUCUGGACAGCGGCCUGGUUGGCCUGUCUAUAUCCUACGCCCUAAAUGUGACCCAGACCCUCAACUGGUUUGUGAGAAUGUCGUCAGAGCUGGAGACCAACAUCGUUGCCGUGGAGAGAGUGAGUGAAUACGCCGAGCUUGAGAACGAGGCAAAGUGGGUUACCGACACCCGGCCGCCAGAGAAGUGGCCCGAGAAAGGAAGGCUGCAGUUUGACAACUACAAAGUCCGCUACAGACCGGGAUUAGACCUGGUGCUUCAUGGAAUCACCUGUGACAUCGGCAGCACUGAGAAGAUUGGUAUAGUAGGCCGCACAGGAGCCGGGAAAUCAAGCCUGACCAACAGCCUGUUUAGAAUUAUUGAAGCGGCUGAAGGUCGUAUCCUCAUUGAUAAUGUAGAUAUUUCCACAAUUGGCCUGCAUGACCUCAGAAGCAAGAUCACAAUCAUCCCACAGGAUCCAGUGUUGUUCUCCGGGAGCCUGAGGAUGAACCUGGACCCAUUUGACAAAUUCAGCGAUGAGGAGAUAUGGAAAGUGUUGGAGCUCUCCCAUCUGAAGGACUAUGUAGCGGGGCUGCAGGAAGGACUACAGCAUGAGGUCGCAGAGGGGGGAGAGAAUCUCAGUGUUGGGCAGAGGCAGCUGCUGUGUCUAGCGCGAGCACUCCUCAGGAAGUCUCGUAUCUUAAUCCUGGAUGAGGCCACAGCAGCUGUUGACCUGGAGACAGAUGACCUGAUUCAGAAUACCAUCCGCAAGGAGUUUUCACACUGCACUGUCCUCACUAUUGCCCACCGUCUGCACAGCAUCAUGGACAGCUCCAGGGUGAUGGUGCUUGAUGCUGGUAAAAUAGUGGAAUUUGAUUCUCCAAGCAAGCUGCUUCAACAAAAAGGCCAUUUCUAUGCAAUGGUGAAGGAUGCUGGGAUUACAAGAGAAGAGACCACAGUUCUAUGAUUUUGCUCUUGGACAUAGAUAGAUAGAUAGAUAUAUACUUUAUUUUAUCCCCAAGGGGAAAUUUGUCGUCACAGUAGCAGCACCAAUAAACUAAACACACGAGAAUAAAAUAUAAAAUAUAAAAAACAGGGAUGAAAGAUAUAGAUGUAUACAAGUAAAAGACAAAAUGAAGUAUAUAUGGACUUUAGAAUGAAUUCCAUAAAUGUCUCUUGUGGUUUGAUUUAAAAAGAUGGAUUGUGCUUUUAUAUAAACAAAUAUUAUCAUCUGUAUUUAUUGGAAACAAUAAAAAAAAUCAUAUUCUGUUUGUAAAUAAUUAUUAUGGGGCAACAAUAAAAAGUUUACUCAAA